Anoplopoma fimbria (sablefish) is the source of this 3522-nucleotide messenger RNA. RefSeq names its product solute carrier family 43 member 2b (gene slc43a2b). Gene Ontology annotation, molecular function: neutral L-amino acid transmembrane transporter activity; L-amino acid transmembrane transporter activity. The transcript has 15 exons. The coding region runs from base 201 to 2000 and encodes 599 amino acids. Gene Ontology annotation, biological process: neutral amino acid transport; transmembrane transport. NCBI's taxonomy places the organism in Eukaryota, Metazoa, Chordata, Actinopteri, Perciformes, Anoplopomatidae. The record is from RefSeq and is a predicted model, not a curated record.
CAGCAGGUUGGUUGGAGUUUGAUGGUGCUGCUUACAGCCUGGAGAGAUAAGUGAUCAGGGAUCCUUCUUCCUGAGCAUCAGUCAGGGAGGCUCUCUCUGGGCUUUUCUUUCCUCUCUCUGUGGUCCCUCUGGAUCUCCUCUCUACAUUUCUCUCCUCUGCUUCUUUUCCCCUCUCGCUGCCUAUUUUAAAUCCCUCAACCAUGCCUCCGACCCUGGCCACCGCGUUCGCCAGGCGCUGGUGGAUGGCGGUGACUUCUAUCAUUGAGAAUUUGCUCUUCUCCGCCGUGCUGCUUGGAUGGGGAUCGCUCCUCAUCAUGCUCAAGUCAGAAGGCUUCUACUCUUACCUUUGCAACGAAGAGGGCAACCGUUCCAGCUACAAUCUGUCCCAACCCCUAGCAACGUCCACACCCGAUGACUAUGCUGAUUACUAUGAAAGCGAGAGUGGCGUGGUUGGUCUGGGAGACGGAGUGGAGAUGAGGCCCCUGGUCCCUAUGGAUGGGCCCCUGAGGAUGAACGGCUGGCUGAUUUGUAAAGAACAGGAUGAGAUGCUGAACCUGGCGUUUACGGUGGGCUCCUUCCUGCUCUCGGCCAUCACGCUGCCUUUGGGGAUCGUCAUGGACAAAUAUGGGCCUCGCAAACUUCGACUGCUGGGCAGCACGUGUUUCUGCCUGUCCUGUCUACUCAUUGCUUAUGGAGCCCACAAUCCAAAUGAACUCUCUGUCCUUAUCUUCAUUGCCUUGACUUUCAACGGAUUUGGGGGCAUGUGCAUGACCUUCACCUCUCUCACACUCCCUAGCAUGUUUGGAGACCUCCGUUCCACCUUCAUCGCCCUGAUGAUUGGCUCCUAUGCCUCCUCCGCUGUCACCUUCCCUGGUGUCAAGGUGAUCUACGACCUUGGUAUAUCAUUCAUUACCAUCCUGGUGGUGUGGGCUGCCUGUGCUGGACUGGUGUUCUUGAAUUGCUUCUUCAACUGGCCACUGGAGCCGUUCCCAGGACCAGAAGACAUGGACUACACUGUGAAGAUCAAGUUCAGCUGGCUGGGCUUCGACCAUAAAAUCACAGGGAAGCAGUUCUAUCGUCAAGUGACCACAGUGGGACGUCGCCUAAGUGUGGGCAACAGCCUGAAGCAGAAGGAGCUGGCGACUAAGGACGGACACAAGCUCUGCCUCUCCACUAUGGACCUGGAAGUGGAGUGCAAGACAAAAGAAGAGUCCCAGUCUUUCUUGAAAACCAUCAUCAGCCCGAUCUUCAUGCUCAGUCUGGUGACCAUGUCUGUAACUCAGCUCCGUCUCUUGUUCUACAUGGGAGCCAUGAACAGCGUGCUGGAGGCGCUCAGUGAUGGAGACCUCAACACAGUGGAAAGAAUGGAAGUCGUGGGUCUGUACUCCUCCAUCUUCGGUAUAAUGCAGCUGCUUUGCUUGAUGACCACUCCUGUGAUUGGUCAGAUCAUGGACUGGAAGCUGAAGGAGUGUGAUGAGGGAGAGGAAGAAAAGGAGCCCUGCAGCAAGGGGGAGACAAAGAUUAAGCGCAGAGACAAAAAAACACAGAAGGUGACCAAUGCCUUGCGAGCAUUCCUCCUCACAAACAUCCUUUUAGUGGGAUUUGGGAUCACUUGUCUGGUGCCCAAUCUCCCCCUGCAGAUUGUGUCAUUUGUCUUACACACUGUGGUUAGAGGAUUUAUUCACUCAGCGGUUGGCGGCCUCUAUGCUGCUGUGUAUCCCUCCUCACAGUUUGGCAGUCUAACGGGCAUGCAGUCCCUGGUCAGUGCUGUGUUUGCUCUACUGCAGCAACCCCUGUUUCUGGCUAUGAUGGGACCCUUGCAGGGAGACCCAUUCUGGGUCAAUAUUGGACUCUUUGGUCUCAGUAUGCUGGGAUUUUUGCUGCCUCUCUACCUGAUCUGCUACAGACGGACGCUCAACAGACAGCAACAGCAAAGGGAGGACAACGCUAAGAUCUACAUCAAAAUCAACGGCUCUGACAUCCCUGAGGCCUACGUCUAGAGAAAAGUCAAUGCAGAGAAAUGGAUAACACAGGAUGAAGAAAGAUCAUUUACUUGGAAAAUUUGCAAUCCAAUAAUACAUGCAUACAUACGCAUGUAGGACAACUGAAAUCUUAUCAAUUUAGAAUAUAACAUUUAAAACCUACGGUGUAGCUAUAGAUCCCCAUUGAGUACACACACAAACGGACUGCAGUGUAAUUAUUUCCGUAUCUGAACCAAGAUAAACUGAUGCUGCCGUGGUCACAGAAACGAGUCAGCUGGACCGUCGCUAAGGACGAAAGUGAAAUGUGGAGGGAAAAAGAAAAAACAAGAGGAAAGACUGUGAAAGGAAAGAGGCAUGAGCACUCUGCAAUCCCCCCAAAUCCUCUGACUUCUCUUUUCAUUCCCUCCCCUCUGAGCAGCACAUCAGUGCAGCUUCGUUCCACAUAAGACUGCUUUAAUAUUCCCCAAAUGAACAGAAAAGGAGAGUUUGUUUAGCUCAUGAGCAUCCUCCCUGUGACAGCAGCAAGACUGCUUAACGUCACCCCUCAAAAAUGACCUCACCAUUAUUAGUGAAUUAUUCCAUUAUUAUGAGUCUUUUUGUCUAAUAUGUUGACUUUAUAUCAUUCUGAUUGUAAAUCCCAUAACAUGGUGCUAUAGGUCUAUUCAUCAGCUGGAUUUUUUUGAUAGAUGGUUUAAGGUAAGUGUGGACUACAUGGCAUUAAUGAGCGACAGGGAGGAGAAAAGAAACGUAUUGCUGAUGUUUUAAAGAGACUCAUUAUGAUUAACUAUGGGGCUGGAUUGUUUUCUUUUUUUUUACCAGGCUAACAUCUUAUUAUAGUCUAAAACGGCUGUAGCCUAGAAUAUACUGUAGUAUUGAUUAAUGUCGGUAUAUUUGGGGCUGUAUUAUGAAAGAGGGAUGUCAAACAAACUGCGAUAUGUUUUGGUAAAAGCAAAAUGUUCAUGUACGUUCAUGAGUACGAGUAUUUAUUUUAUUUCCUGCUUUCUUUAGUUUUUCUUUUUAUAUGGUAAGUUUACCAGGGUUGCCUUGUGAAUAUACUUUCAUGUAACAGAGAAGAUUUGAGUAUUACACAUAUCAGUGAAAACAGUCUCCCCAUCAUGUUCUCCAUUAAGCCUAUCCAUAAAAUCAUCAUCCUUCACCUACUGUUCAGCACUUUAUACCCUGUUAACUCCUUUCAAGUAAAUUCCACACACAUUUCACAGCUCAUUUCAGCACUUCUCUCCCGAUGCCUCUCGACAAAUGGUACCAUUUUUGGCUCCCCGUCUCUUCUUACGUGUAUUUAUUUCAUUUGACGCUCACUUUUCAUCACGUAUUUAAACCAUGCUGUGCUGACAACGCUUCAUAUGUCUGAUCGUAUACUGUUGUUUGCAUAGAGCUCUUUCUUCUACAGCUAAAGGUGAUGUAGAGAUGUUUUUGUUGUGCAGGCGUACCUUUUUGAAAAUGGAAGGAUUUGGGGGAGUUAAUAAAAAUGAGUUGAUGUCUUUAAGGGGUCAAUCUUGUUCAUAUUUUAUUUCACUGCUCA